Messenger RNA from Fonticula alba, 726 nucleotides. RefSeq names its product protein phosphatase 1, catalytic subunit. The record is from RefSeq and is a predicted model, not a curated record. Bases 106 to 726 code for a protein of 206 amino acids. Gene Ontology annotation, molecular function: protein serine/threonine phosphatase activity. Gene Ontology annotation, cellular component: cytoplasm; nucleus. NCBI's taxonomy places the organism in Eukaryota, Rotosphaerida, Fonticulaceae. The transcript has 6 exons.
CUCUCCGCCUGCCUACCCGCGCAUGGGCAGAUCUCGAGAAGUUCCUCCCCCUCCCCCUCUUCGCCCUUCCUUUUUGCUUCUCCCCCGAGAUACCCGCGCCGCGCAAUGUCCGAAUACGACAUUGACAGCAUCAUUUUCAAGCUCCUUUCGGUCCGGGGCAACCGCCCGGGCAUGGAUGUCCCCAUGACCGAGGGCGAAAUCCGCUGGCUGUGUGCCAAGGCCCGUGACAUCUUCAUCAGCCAGCCUUCGCUCCUGGAGCUUGAGGCUCCGGUCAAGGUCUGCGGCGACAUUCACGGCCAGUACUACGAUCUGCUGCGGCUGUUCGAGUACGGCGGCUUCCCGCCCGAGGCCAACUACCUCUUCCUCGGGGACUACGUCGACCGUGGUCGCCAGUCCAUGGAGACCAUCUGCCUGCUGUUGGCCUUCAAGAUCCGCUACCCGGAGAACUUCUUCCUCUUGCGCGGGAACCACGAGUGUGCCAGCAUCAACCGUAUCUACGGUUUCUACGACGAAUGCAAGCGUCGGUACAGCACCAAGCUCUGGAAGAUUUUCACCGACUGCUUCAACUGCUUGCCGAUUGCGGCCGUCAUUGAGGAGAAGAUCUUGGCCAUGCAUGGCGGCCUGUCACCGGACCUCCAGUCCAUGGAGCAAAUCCGCAACAUCAACCGCCCGACUGAUGUCCCGGACAGUGCGAGGGUGCAAGGGACAACCAUCGGUGGGGAAUGA